Messenger RNA from Helicoverpa armigera (cotton bollworm), 1863 nucleotides. RefSeq names its product zinc finger protein SNAI2. The transcript is spliced from 2 exons. Bases 222 to 1355 code for a protein of 377 amino acids. Gene Ontology annotation, molecular function: DNA-binding transcription factor activity, RNA polymerase II-specific; RNA polymerase II cis-regulatory region sequence-specific DNA binding. Gene Ontology annotation, biological process: regulation of DNA-templated transcription. Lineage: Eukaryota; Metazoa; Arthropoda; Insecta; Lepidoptera; Noctuidae. The record is from RefSeq and is a predicted model, not a curated record.
CGCUUUAUAAGCGGCGAACCUUCCCUCACCGCACCACUCGAGCUCAGGACGCCGACGAGUGCACGUACACGUUUGUUGCGUCCCGAAAACGACUCUGUUACCGCGAUAUUUCGACGAUACCUUGUGAUGUUUGGAUUGUUACAAUUAUAAGUGAACUUGUGAUACUUUAUACGAACAUAUUUUUGGAAACUUUUUAUCAGUGUCAGUGAAUAUUGUGCAAGAUGCUCGUGGAGGAUUCUCAGACCACUCGGGCUCUGAUGACGAAGAAGUACGCACAUUGUCCGCUGAAGAAGCGGCCGGUGCUGGUGCGGGAGGAGCGGCCUGCGACGCCGCCCACUACGCCGCCUCACCCCGCCCACCUCGCCACGCGACUUUACUACGAUUAUCAUUGUGAUACAGAAAACGAUGAACCCCAAAAUCUUAGUACGAAACCAGAAGAUCUUUCCAAAACUGGUAACUACCCAAGCAAAGCUUCAUCACCAGUCUCGACCACAGCAGUUAAGGUAGAACCUCGCGAAUGGCCACAACAUCAACUGGAGUACUUGGCUGCGUGCCGUGCUCGUCUUGAGCCCGCGCCGGCCGAGCUAGCGCGCCCCACGCCUCAGUACGCGUACCUGCCGACUCUGUACGCGCCCUACCCUCUGGAAGAGCUGUACCCGGCACCACCUUCACAGUCCCCACCUGCGCACCCCCAACUUUACGCUCACCACUACUCACCGGCCUCACCACCAUCCUCUGUGUCACCACCGCCGUGCCCUGAAGACUUACGUUCACCCGGAUCAGUCUCCUCCGACUCCGGUAUAUCAGUAUCGGCACCACGACGCCCUCGCUACCAGUGCCCAGAUUGUGCAAAGUCCUAUUCUACUUAUUCUGGGCUAUCGAAGCAUCAACAAUACCACUGCGCCGCCGCCGAGGGCAGCCUUGCAAGAAAAUCGUUCAGCUGCAAAUACUGCGCCAAGGUGUACACAUCUCUUGGAGCGCUUAAGAUGCACAUCAGAACUCACACCCUGCCCUGCAAGUGUCACCUGUGCGGCAAGGCGUUCUCCAGGCCGUGGUUGCUGCAGGGACACAUCCGCACCCACACUGGGGAAAAGCCGUUCUCUUGUCAUCAUUGUCGUCGCGCUUUCGCCGACAGGUCGAACCUGCGCGCCCACCUACAAACUCAUUCAGACGUUAAAAAAUAUUCUUGUUCCGGCUGCGGCAAGACGUUCUCUCGCAUGUCCUUGUUGAGCAAGCACUUGGAGGGAGGCUGCGGAGUCCCCGGCGCUUCCCCGUACGAAUACCGACCGGAGGCGAUGUCCUCGCCGCACUCGCAUCAGUCGCUCCCUCCGCCAGCUCCUGUCCAUGCCUAUUAAAAAGACUGAGACCCGCAGGAUCCUCGAUCUCUUAUUUAGCUGUAUAGUCCUCUAAUGUAAGCGCUAGCUGAACGACGCUCUAGUAGUUUAAGUAUUUAAAAUUAAAUUAUUUUUGUAAAUGAUUAAAAUCUCAUACAGUGUGUAAAUUUAUAUUUUUAUGAUUCAAGUAUAGGGGACCAAUGUAAAUGUAGACUAUUAAGCUUAAGUUAGUAUAAGUUAUUUGUAAGGUUUAUAAUAUUCAGUCACGUCACCCGUGGCUUCGCUAGUCAUAUGGCAUUUGCCAAGUGUCAUACACUUAUUAAAAUUUAUAUUCGUAUCCUAAGCCAUGUACAAAGUGCCUUAAGUAUAAAUAUUAAUAUAUUCUGAAAAAAGUAUAACAAUAUGCUAUUAUUUUAAUGUAUUGUAUUAAAAUAAUACUUAUCAAUGAGGCUAUAGUUAAGCCGAUGGUCGGAUUGCGUUCCUUUCUGUUACCUCCAUACGCAGAAAAUAAAAGAUGUCAUAAACUGAA